This is a messenger RNA of Fulvia fulva, 621 nucleotides long. RefSeq names its product J-type co-chaperone JAC1, mitochondrial. Gene Ontology annotation, biological process: protein complex oligomerization; [2Fe-2S] cluster assembly. The coding region runs from base 1 to 621 and encodes 206 amino acids. The transcript has a single exon. Lineage: Eukaryota; Fungi; Ascomycota; Dothideomycetes; Mycosphaerellales; Mycosphaerellaceae. Gene Ontology annotation, cellular component: mitochondrion. The record is from RefSeq and is a predicted model, not a curated record. Gene Ontology annotation, molecular function: protein-folding chaperone binding; ATPase activator activity.
AUGAGCAGACCUGUAGCACGAGCUAUUGGCUCAUUGUCUCGCAGAACAUUCAUCACCUCUCGAACAGCCCGGCAGCAAGAAGUUCCGCAAUCGCACUUCGACUUCUUCCCGCAGACAUACCCUCAAGGCCCUCCACCCCACGCGACCUUCACACCAGACCUCAAGCAACUGCGCAAAGAGUUCCUCCAACUCCAAGCAAAAGCACAUCCCGACCUGGCCCCAGCAUCGCAGAAACGACACGCCGAAGCCUUGAGCGCACGCAUAAACGAAGCAUACAAAACGUUACAGGAUCCUCUCAAACGAGCGCAGUACCUCCUUUCACAGCACGGGAUUGAUGUUGAUGACGAGAGCGCAAAGCUAUCUGAGAGCGAACUGUUGAUGGAGGUCAUGGAAGCGCGGGAGGCUGUCGAAGAGGCAGAGAACGAGGAAGAUCUGAUAGACAUCCGUGCAGAGAACAGCGAGCGGAUAGACAAGAGUGUAGCGAUACUAUCCGAGGCUUUUGCGCAGGAGGAAAUGGACAAGGCGGCGAGAGAAGCGAUAAAGCUGCGGUAUUGGAUGAAUAUAGAGGAGAGUAUACAAGGGUGGGAGAAAGGAAAGGGCGGCGGCAUAAUCCAUCAUUGA